Messenger RNA from Ectocarpus siliculosus, 860 nucleotides. The record is from the annotation of a GenBank genome assembly. NCBI's taxonomy places the organism in Eukaryota, Phaeophyceae, Ectocarpales, Ectocarpaceae.
GCACCGACAUUGCUGUCUCUCUUCCUACGCCCAGCUUGUGUGUGGUGUGGCUGUUUCACUUUAUCAUGAGGUGGGCGGUGGCAUUUCUCCCGCUGUGCCUGGUGACGGCGUCUGGGUUCAUGAUGCAAACAUGUCCGGGCAGGAGCUGUAGGAUGGCAGACCAGUCUCAGCAUGACGGUGUUGAACGCGCCCAACCAGCACCGUCAUCCUCCCCGCUCUCGCGGCAAGCUUUCCUCGGGGGCGCCGCGGCUGCGAUUCCGCUCGUCGUGGGGGUUGGCCGAGCCGUGGCGGACAACGAGAUCAUCGAGAAGAUGGUCGCCGACAAGAUCGCCGCGGGGUGGCAGGAACCCGAGGUUACCCAGAGGGCCUUCAUGGACAUUACCAUCGGGGACAGCCCGUCCGGGAGGCUGGUGAUUAACCUCUACGGAAAGGUCGUGCCCGACACGGUGAAGAACUUCGUUGCCCUCAUCACCGGGAAAAACGCCGCCGGGGUUUCGUACCAGGGGACGGAGGCGUACCGCGUGCUCGACGGCCUAAACAUUCAGAUGGGGGCGAUCGGCAGCAGAAGCGGCAAGUCCGGCGUGUCGUCGACGGGAGAAAACAUCCCGCAGGAAAACUUCGACAUCAAGCACAUGAAGGAAGGGCUGCUGAGCAUGGUCAGGAACGCGGACGCGCAGGGGGACAGCCGAUUCUUCAUCUCCAUCAAGGAUGACGCGGGGUGGGCGGAUGACCGCUACGUGGCUUUCGGGCGAAUUGCCGAGGGGAUGGACGUGGUGCACCUGAUAGAGCGCGUCAAGGUGGAAGGGGGCACAAACAAGCCCAAGAAGCCGGUGGUAAUAGAAAAGUGCGGUAUGCUUUAG